Cladocopium goreaui is the source of this 606-nucleotide messenger RNA. The record is from the annotation of a GenBank genome assembly. NCBI's taxonomy places the organism in Eukaryota, Dinophyceae, Suessiales, Symbiodiniaceae.
AUGGAACAUUACGAUGCAAAGUUCAAGGCACUGAAGGAUCUUAGUCAAUGUCCAUUACCAGAUUCAGCCUUCAAGACAUUUCUGCUGGAGAAGCAAACUAUCAUUUCGUCGUUGGCUGCUGAGUUGAAGAACAAGAAGAAGAGUGCUGGUCGACGUGCUCUCAAAGAAUCUGAUCCUUUGUUUAUCGCCAUUGGGGACGUGCAGGAGGUCAUGAUUUCGCUGCAGAACCUCUUGAAGUGUCUACUUGGAACAGCUCAGAUCGAUGCUGAGACCAGCCUUCUUGCUUACAUUGAUGAUGCUAUGCGAAGCUAUGAGCUCAAGGUCAAUAGUUCCAUCAUGCGACGAGCAUUGAAGAGUUUGAUCAAUGACGACUUCAAGCUUGGUGCAUGGAGCAAUCUCGUGUCGGUUUCCAAGAAGACAAUUGAUGAGCGCUUCCUUCCUGCAGAUGAUGGUGUGACAGCAGAUGACUUCUACAUGCUUAUGUGCUCUCAGAUCUUGCAGAAGAUGCUUCGUACAGCGACCCAGAAGUUCAAGCCCAAGGACAUUCGUUUUUUGUUUGUUUGGUUGUUUUGUUUGCUGCCUUUUGUUUUGGAAAUAAAAGUUUAA